Messenger RNA from Acaromyces ingoldii, 2088 nucleotides. Its product is annotated as FabD/lysophospholipase-like protein. The record is from RefSeq and is a predicted model, not a curated record. The annotation marks the transcript as partial. Gene Ontology annotation, biological process: fatty acid biosynthetic process; secondary metabolite biosynthetic process. The transcript has 3 exons. Gene Ontology annotation, molecular function: fatty acid synthase activity. NCBI's taxonomy places the organism in Eukaryota, Fungi, Basidiomycota, Exobasidiomycetes, Exobasidiales, Cryptobasidiaceae.
AUGCAGCGGUGCGAGCGUCUGUGUCGCGCUCAGGGCUUCCCCAGCUUCCUGUCGACCAUCUACGCCGACCUGGUCCCUGUCUCGGCCUCGACGCCCAUCAGCCAGUCGUUUGCGCAGCAGCAGCAGCAGCAGCAGCAGCAGCAGCAGGAGAAGAGCGCAAAGGACCAGGCCGACCAGCUGGCCAUCUUUUCCCUCGAGGUCUCCCUGGCAGAGACGCUCAUCGGCUGGGGCGUGCAGCCCGUGUGCGUGGCCGGCCACAGCCUGGGCCACUACGCGGCCUGCUACCUGGCCGGCGUCCUGUCGCUGUCCGACGCCCUCUUUCUCGUGGCGCGGCGGGCGUCGCUGUUUGCGCAGCUGUGCAUGCCCCAGACGUCGCAGAUGAUGGCCAUCGCAGGCUGCACCGAGGACGAGGUGGAGGACCACAUUGCCCAGGCGCGGUCGGCCGCCACGAUUGCCUGCUACAAUGGCCCUACCGACCAUGUCCUGUCGGGCUCGCGCGACGACCUGGGGCAGCUGCACAGGCACGUGCGCGCCAAGGGCAUCAAGGCCAAGCUGCUCGAGGUGCCCUUUGGCUUCCACUCGGCCCACAUUGCCCCCGUCGUCGACAGCCUGCUGCGGGCGGCACAGUGCGUCACCGUCUCGCCGCCCAAGCUGGCCAUCACGUCCAGUGUGCUCGGCAGACUGGUGCUGCCCGGCGAGGAGGGCAUUGCAGACUGGAUCGAGGUGGGCCCCAAUCCAAUCUGCUCCCCAAUGCUCCGGGCCAAUCCGACGGCAAGUGAGAUGACGAAGCUGGCGACGCUCAAGCGUGGCGCCGACAGCUGGUCGGGCCUCAUCUCGCUCCUGGGCACCCUCUGGACGUCGGGCUGCCCCGUCGGCUGGAAGGCGUGCCUGCUCAGCUCUGGCCAGGCCUACCAGGGCUGCAACGGCCUCAGUCUCUCGUCGAACCCGGCGACUCGCUCGGGCUCGGGUACGCUCACGCGCCGCUCCUCGACGUUUGAAUCGCUCUUUGGGGGCCAGCACAGCAGCGCCUCGAGCUCGCACUCGCACGACAUGUUUGACCGCGACAGGCAGGACAGGCAGGACAGGCAGGACAGCACGGAGGAGUCAGCGGCGCGCACCUCCUUCUCGACGCCCCUCGCCCACUUUGCUGCCAUGGUCCGCGGCCACCGCGUCGUGGGCCUGCCCGUCUUCUCUGCGUCGCUCCACGGCGAACUGGCGCUCGAGGCCAGCUGCGCGGUGCGAAAGCUGCCGUGCCAGGCCGCCGCCAGCGCCCGCCGGCGCGCAGUGCGCCUCUCCAACCUCGUCUUCCGUGCGCCCCUGGUGCUGGCCGACAAUGACGACACGGGGGGCCAGGCACGCGUCUGUAUCCAGCUCGACAGGGACGGCCAGCGCUUUGGCGUGUCGGAGCAUGUCAACGACAGCGUCCGACUGCUCAUGACGGGCGACGUGCACAUCGACGAGGGCAGCGACGGCAGCGACAUGGACAACGACAGCGAUGCGCAGCACGCGCUACGUCGUCUGGGCGAGAUGCAGCGCGAGCGACGCAACGACGAGGCCGGCUACUCGACGCUGGCCUCGGCGAUGGCGUACGGCCUCUUUGCCAAGCGCGUCGACUACUGCGCCGACUUUCGUGCCCUGCAGUCCAUCACCCUGGCGCCGCCGCCGCCGCCGCCGCCGCCGCCGUCUGGGGACAGUAGGUCCGCAGAGGCGUUUGGCACGGUGCGCAUCCCGCUCACUGCUGCCAGCCCGCUCGGCGAACGGGUGCGGGGCACCGUGCUGCACCCCGUCGUGCACGACGUCAUGCUCCACUCGGGCGGCUUCGUGGCCAACGAAUCGGCCCACCUCGUGGGUGCCAGCGAAUCAUUCAUCGGCUCGCGCGUCGAAGAAGUAAGCUUCAGCGACGCGGCCGCCAUCAGGCCAGACACGACAUACCGCAUCCACAUCCGCGUGGCUGCCCACGGCCCACGCGAGGUUGUUGCCCAGACGCACCUCUUUGACGAGGAUGGUCAGCGCGUCCUCGCCUGGGCCCGCGGCGUGCACUUCCGCAAGGUGCCGACGGACAAGCUCCGCGAGUCGCUGGCCGGGGCU